GCCCAGUGGCCGUGCUAUUCCAAUGCGCAUGCGUGUUUCGCGCACUGAGCGGAGACCAUUUCCUCCAGCAGCAGGCCUCGCAGAGCUUCUCCUCACACACACAAACAUACACACACACAGCCUAUAUGCGGACCGAGUACGGACAGCCGUCAAAGGAAAGCCACGUUUGGGAUUGUCUAAUCUUAACACCGUUAAACCUGGAUGUCCCCCGACCGCAGGAGUCAUCCUGAUGGGCCUUCAUCGCUAAUUUGCAGCAACAUCUGGUCGACACCACAGUGGUAUCUUUUGGCUCUGAUGGUACUAGCUGAAUAGUGACCGCUACCGCCUGAGGACACCUGCUGCCCAAUUCCCUUCAUCAUGUCUGGGAUUCAUGCACCAUGGUCAACUGGCACAGAGUGUGUAGCCAAGUACAACUUCCAGACUGCCAACGAACAGGACCUGCCUUUCUGUAAAGGAGAUGUACUGACCAUCAUCGGAGUCACCAGGGAUCCCAACUGGUACAGAGCGAGGAACACAGUGGGAAGAGAGGGCACCAUCCCGGCUAACUAUGUCCAGAAAAGGGAAGGAGUCAAGUCAGGAGGGAAACUCAGUCUUAUGCCCUGGUUUCAUGGGAAGAUUACACGGGAGCAGGCCGAGCGGCUCCUCUACCCUCCGGAGACGGGCUUGUUCCUGGUGAGGGAGAGCACCAACUACCCCGGCGAUUACACCCUGUGCGUCAGCUGCGACGGCAAGGUGGAGCACUACCGCAUCAUCUACCACAACGGCAAGCUCACCAUUGACGAGGAGGAGUACUUUGAGAACCUCAUGCAGCUGGUUGAGCAUUACACCAAAGAUGCCGAUGGCCUUUGCACCAGGCUGAUUAAACCCAAGUUGAUGGAGGGAACAGUGGCAGCGCAAGACGAGUUCUCCAGGAGUGGCUGGGCCUUGAACAGAAAGGAGCUGAAGCUGCUGCAGACCAUUGGCAAAGGGGAGUUUGGAGAUGUGAUGGUAGGAGACUACAGAGGGACCAAAGUGGCGGUCAAGUGUAUCAAAAAUGACGCCACAGCACAGGCUUUCAUCGCAGAGGCCUCUGUCAUGACGCAACUGAGGCACAACAACCUGGUGCAGUUGCUAGGGGUUAUUGUCGAGGAGAGGGGCAGUCUCUACAUCGUCACAGAGUACAUGGCUAAGGGCAGCCUAGUGGACUACCUUCGAUCUCGAGGACGGACCGUGCUCGGUGGAGACUGCUUACUCAAGUUCUCACUUGAUGUGUGUGAAGCCAUGGAGUACCUGGAGGCCAACAACUUCGUCCAUAGAGACCUGGCAGCUCGUAACGUGCUGGUGUCUGACGACAACAAUGCCAAGGUCAGCGACUUCGGCCUCACCAAGGAGGCCUCCUCCAUACAGGACACUGCCAAGCUGCCCGUCAAAUGGACCUCCCCCGAAGCUCUAAGAGAGAAGAGGUUUUCCACCAAGUCGGACGUCUGGAGUUAUGGAAUCCUACUUUGGGAGAUCUAUUCCUUUGGCCGCGUGCCUUACCCUAGAAUUCCGUUGAAAGAGGUGGUGCCCCGGGUAGAGAAGGGAUACAAGAUGGACGCCCCAGACGGCUGCCCGCCCGUGGUGUACGACCUGAUGAAGCAGUGCUGGACCCUGGACUCCGUGGUGCGGCCCUCCUUCCGCAUGCUGAGAGAGAAGCUGCAGCAUAUCAGAGCCAAGGAGCUCUACCUGUGAAGAGGAGGCCCAUGGGAGGCGAAGGGGGGAGAGGAGGGGGGCGGGACACAGCCUAACACAGCUGUAAAGUGGGAGGAGGAGGAGGAGGAGAAGAGGAAGCGGGACCACCUUCCUCCUGCCUGCCCAGCCUGUUGACCUGUGGGACUGCCAUACUGUGUCCCCUCCCCCGACCUCAGACGUCCCCCAGCCGCCUUCUGCUUCCAUACAGGGACUGUUUUCCUGUUUGUGUUGUAUAGCUUUUGCCAGACAGUUUCCUCUUCUCUGCUCUUUCCUCUUUACCUGCCUCUGCUCACUUGCUCUCUCUGUCUCUUCUCUCUUGGUCCAAGUUUCUUUUCUUCCUCCACCAGGAAGAUCCCUUUUCUCUCAUACCGACCCCCCCCCCCCCCCCCC
This is a messenger RNA of Micropterus dolomieu (smallmouth bass), 2100 nucleotides long. RefSeq names its product tyrosine-protein kinase CSK. Gene Ontology annotation, molecular function: protein binding; protein tyrosine kinase activity; ATP binding. Gene Ontology annotation, biological process: protein phosphorylation; adherens junction organization; regulation of Fc receptor mediated stimulatory signaling pathway. The record is from RefSeq and is a predicted model, not a curated record. The transcript is spliced from 13 exons. The coding region runs from base 358 to 1710 and encodes 450 amino acids. Lineage: Eukaryota; Metazoa; Chordata; Actinopteri; Centrarchiformes; Centrarchidae.